AUGCAAUCAGAACGACCAAGUCUAAAAGAGAAGAACUACUCGUCAAUAUCUAUGAGGCGGAAGGGAUCUAGCAUAACACCAGGCGGGGUGAGACCUAUGAACACCUUAACCAUUCCCAAACGAAGCCCAUCAGACAAUAACCACAGCGAAGCAUUAGAACAACACCAACAUCGACUGUCAGCGUCAGAAAAGUAUACGAAUCUGCCCCCUACUAAGAGUACGCAUGAGCUGAUUGUAGAAAAGAGCAAGCAGAUACGCGAAAGAUUAGCUGGAUUAAACGAUGGACACAAAUAUACCAAACCCCAAACUUUACCGCCGAUCCAACCAUCAUACUCGCAUGAAGUCAAGGAUUGCUGUGAUAUCGGUGUCAACAUAAAAUUCAAUAACUUGCUUGAACCACCGUUGGUGAUUCUACAACUAAAAUCAUUCCUGUUCAAUGGAAACAGAGUUAAGAAUAACGGCAAGAGUAACUAUGUAUUACUGGUUUCCUCCAACAACAAGUUCCUAUUUAUAACCAAAGACGGUAAGAUUCUUGAUAAGUAUCUUAUUCAUAGACAAACUCAACUUAAAUCUCUUGCAUUUUCUGACGAUUCGGUGCUAAUAGAAUUACAAAACCAAAAGGGAUUAAUAGUGGCCACCCAUUAUGGACAAGACCAACACUUGCGAGAAUACUUCAAUAACCAUCAUGAAUGGAAUGUGGAUGCCACCAAAACAAUCAAGGAUAUAGAAUUGGUCCUAUCACGAGUAAAGCGAGCGGAGCAGGUUCACCCCGUAGCAUCGACAUCCCCACCACCUAAAUCUUCCAUAUUUGAUCCAUUAAAGAAUAUGAAAACAACAACACCAACACGUAUAACCCGAUCCAAUGCCCGACAACAAAUGGGUGGAGAAACGGAAGCUUCUCCUAUAUCUAUAGAUCAGGAUGAUUCUGUCCCACUGACCACAGGAGGAUUGUGGGAAGAUGACAUAUUUCAAGACGAUGAUUUCCGAGAACAUGAAACACCAGCACCAUUUGUACCAGAUUUGAAAUAUCAGUUCCCCGGAAAUAAAGUAUUCACGAUCACAGCAACUGAUUUUAAAACAUUGUAUAAUAAUGAUUGGAUUAAUGACACCGUGAUUGAUUUCUUUAUCCAAUAUGAAAUUGACCAAGCACUAAAAGCAAACCCCAAACUAGAUUCUAAUGAUAUUUACGCAUUCAAUUCAUUCUUUUUCACAAAACUUACCCAUAAGACAACACCACAAGAAGCACCCGAUUAUUAUGCCAACAUUAAGAGAUGGCUUCUGAAGAUCCAGUUAAUGGAAUAUCCCUAUGUUAUUAUGCCUAUAAAUGAACACGCCCAUUGGUAUGGAUGUAUAAUUAGAGGAUUACCCGAUUUGUUGAAAGUAGCCAAAGAGGAAGCCGAAGCCACGACUGGUGGAGGCCAUCACCCUGACCAAGAUCAUAAGCCGAGGAAAUAUGUUUGUGAAAUAUUUAUAUUUGAUUCUUUAUCUCACAAACAUGCUAAUAUUAAACUUCCAUUGAAAAGAUUCAUUAUUGAUUAUUGCAAAGAUAUUUAUAAUCUCAAUAUUCUCAAGAAUCAAAUUAGGGUGGUAAAUGCUCGUGUUCCUAAGCAGAACAAUUUCAAUGAUUGUGGUAUUCAUGUCAUUUAUAAUAUACGAAAAUGGAUUAAUAAUAUUCAGGAGUGCGAGAAGAUUUGGCGAACUUCGCAUUCCAGUACGCAAAUCCAGGUUUCCAAAACAUUGUUUUUAGCCGAAGAGCGAAAUGGAAUGAGGAAACAGUUGAUUAAUAUAUUGUUAGAUUUGCAUGCAAAACAAGAACAACAUACCGAAAUUCCAAAGCUCCAGGAGGAUGAAGAUGAUGUGAUUUUCAUUGAACAUAGAUCUACCAAACCAGAAGAAAAACCUGUUGAACAUCAAACUGUAACUACUAAUUAUCCUAAAACUCUUGACCCAAGAGUGCAAGAAAAGCCCAACCGGCCCAAUCGGCCAAAUUUUCACAACCUGGAAUUAAAUGUACGAUUUGGUGAAAGGCAGGUUCUCAACAUUGGUGUAACAAUGUUAAAUGAAUUAUUUCCGGAUCAAUUUGCAGCAUUACCUAUAACUAUCAUUGAGAAUGUUCAGUUGUUUCUA
Spathaspora passalidarum NRRL Y-27907 is the source of this 2127-nucleotide messenger RNA. RefSeq names its product SUMO protease (gene ULP3). The annotation marks the transcript as partial. The record is from RefSeq and is a predicted model, not a curated record. Gene Ontology annotation, biological process: proteolysis. Gene Ontology annotation, molecular function: cysteine-type peptidase activity. The transcript has 2 exons. NCBI's taxonomy places the organism in Eukaryota, Fungi, Ascomycota, Pichiomycetes, Serinales, Debaryomycetaceae.